Messenger RNA from Tetrahymena thermophila SB210, 834 nucleotides. RefSeq lists its product as hypothetical. The transcript has a single exon. NCBI's taxonomy places the organism in Eukaryota, Ciliophora, Oligohymenophorea, Hymenostomatida, Tetrahymenidae. The record is from RefSeq and is a predicted model, not a curated record.
AUGAAAAAGCAAUAAUAAGUUAAAAGCAUUUACUAAAAACCGGAUUAGGAGAUUAAAUCAAUCUUAAAAAAACUACAAGAAACAUUUGAAGAUAUAAAAAAAUUAAAAGAAGAAAAGCAUAGACUGCAAGAUCAUUUAGAGCAUUUAAAAAGUUAGAACAAUUCUCACAUAGAUGAGUAUUUACAUAAAGAAAACAUAGGAAACAAUCAGAAAGAUGCAUCAAGUCUAGAAAAGAAGCUAUUAUAUGAUGAAAAACUUUAACUUUUAAAUAUUAUCAAGACUUAAAAAGAAUAGCUCUAAGAUAAAAAAUAGGAGUUGAAUAACAUAUCAGAUGAAAUGAAUAAAAUUGUAAAAAAGAAUAAUGAUCAUCUUGAAAAUGAAGAUAAGAUAAAAAAUAGUCAUCUAGAUGUCUAAACAUCAGUAGCUAAAAUAUAAAUAGAUUGCGAAGAAACAGAUAAAGAGAUUAAAAGAGAUUAGGGUAUUCUAGAUUAAAUAGAAAGCAGUAAUAAGCAAUUAGAGCUUGAAUAUGAGUAACUUUGCAAAGAACAUGAAGAUAUUUAAGAAUAAAGUGACAACAUUAAUUAAGAGGUUUUGUAAAAAGAAUAAGACAUCAAAGAAUUUUAAAAUGAAUUAGCUUAAACGUUUUAGCAUCUACAAGAGCUUGUGUUGAAAAAUAAGAUUUUAAAUGAAUAACUAAACAAUAAAAUUAACUAAGAAUAAACUAACUUAGAACAGAUCUCAAAUGCAUAUGCUCAAAUAGAAAAAAUUGACACUCUAUUAAUUUAAAAUAAUUAAAUCAUAUAACAAUUUGAUUAACAGCUAGCAAAUUCAUGA